Lactuca sativa (garden lettuce) is the source of this 1558-nucleotide messenger RNA. RefSeq names its product cyclin T 1;3 (gene CYCT1;3). Gene Ontology annotation, molecular function: cyclin-dependent protein serine/threonine kinase regulator activity. Lineage: Eukaryota; Viridiplantae; Streptophyta; Magnoliopsida; Asterales; Asteraceae. Gene Ontology annotation, biological process: regulation of transcription by RNA polymerase II. The record is from RefSeq and is a predicted model, not a curated record.
UUAAAACGAAGAGGGAAGCUGGUGAUUGUAGUUUCAGAAACAGAAACCAAACUAGGGUUCAUUUAUUGACUUUUGAAACCUGGAGGAGAAAAGAGAGGCUGUGUGGCAUCUCAAUUGUUAGCACUUUUCAAGUGAACAACUUCAAUCGCAGAUUAAUAAUAUCAACAUAAUGCAUAUAUAUGAAGCUCCAAUGCAGUGUUAUAUUUCCCAAAAAGAAAUUGCAAAAGAUGCAACUGUAAUUCACAUAUCUGAAACACCUCAUCUUAAUCGCAAUUGGUAUUUCAGCAGAAAAGAGAUAGAACACAAUACUCCAUCAAGAUCUGAUGGCAUUGAUUACAAACAAGAGCAACAUCUGAGAAAGCUAUACUGCUCUUUUCUUCAAGAGCUUGGCAUAGAGCUUAAAGUGUAAGCUCUUGUUUUCCUUCACUCUCAUGUGAGAAGGCACAUGAAAUACCUCAGGUAACAAUAGCUACAUCAAUGAUGUUUUGUCAUCGAUUUUACAUGCGACAAUCCCAUAAAAAGAAUGAUUGGCAGACAGUUGCAACUGUAUGCAUGUUUCUUGCAUGCAAAGCUGAAGAAACACCAAGGUGGUUAGGUGAACUUGCUGUGGUUGCUUAUAAGUUAAUAUACAAAUGGGAUCCUUCAGCCUCAAGGAGAAUUCGGGAGAUAUAUGAUAAGCAAAAGGAUCUAAUUUUAAUUGGGGAAAGACUUCUGUUAAUUACUAUUGCCUUUGAUCUAAAUAUAGAGCAUCCAUACAAGUCACUUGUUGCUGCUCUUAAGAGAUUAGCUAUUACAGACAAAGAGCUUGUAAAAAUCGCAUGGAAUUUUGUCAAUGAUUGGCUUCGUACCUCGCUUUGUUUGCAUCACAAACCCCAUUACAUAGCUGCUGGCUCUCUAUUUCUUGCUGCCAAGGUUAAAAAUGUAAAAUUGCCAACAGCAAAAGGGAAGGCUUGGUGGAUGGAGUUUGAUGUUUCACCAAAACAGUUAGAAGGUGUGAUCCAACAAAUGAUGAGUUUAUGGGAACAGAGUCAAAGUCAAACUGUAUCUGAAAUCAGCAAAUCAACAACAAAAUCUAAUUAUGUUAAAAAACAGGUUUUUGAGAAUUCCUAUGAUACGAUAAAUUGUGUCGAUAAAACAAGUGAUACAGGUAGUGGAGUUAGUGAUUGUGAACCUGUUGCUAUAAAGUCUGAUUCAAGUUCAAGUUGUAAGAUAGUUUCAGUAGAGGGUAUGAGUACAGGUGGCAAUAAUAGCCAGGUGGAUGUGGAUCGAAUCAGAGAAAAAAUCAAGAAAAGAAAUUCUAUAAAAACUAUGAAAAGAAAACGUGUGGAAGAAGACAUGGAUGGUGAUGAAUGGAUAGAAAGGGAAUUGGAGGAUGGAAUUGUAUUGGAAUCACCGAUUCCAGGGAAUUAGAACCUUUUGAGAUUGAGAUUUUAUCGUUUUGUAAGUAAAAAACAAAGAAGGUAGAGAUAUUUUGAAUAGGUUGAUUAGAUUUCAUGGUCUACAAUGAUAUGAUAUGUUGUGUAUGAGUAGUAAUGAGUGAGUCCCAUUUUUUUCAUCA